UAGAUAAAGUGAAAAUUGAAUAAAUUCUUAGUGAUUACCGAAAUAAUUUGUAUACAGUUUAUUAGAUGUGCAACUAUUGUUAUCAAGAAAAAAAAUAAAAUCUCUUGCACAUACAUUAUUCAAAUUAUUUAACAACUUAUGUGUACUACAUUGGAAAAAUUAGAGGUGCUAGAUAGAGAAACUGGCAUGAUGCUGGACGAACUAACUUAUGAAGUCCGGCAGCUAUUUCCGGAAGAUAAAAUUCCAGUUUCCUUGAUGACCACAAUCUAUUUGUCGGCAAAAUUGAAUUAUCCCUUGCAGUUGGCAGCUGCUAUGAAUGAAAUUCCUAAUCCUGAUCUAAGAAACUAUGUGAUGAAUAUGAAAUUCGACGAAGUCGAUGGACAAUCCUUGACACCGCUUACUAUGGCCGCGAUUGCUGGUAAUAUUUCUUAUGUAAAAACAUUACUCGCACAAUAUGAUAUUGAUAUGGAAAAGGAGUGCAACGUCGUCUUCGAUGGUCUGGUGGUUUAUGGUGCUACCGCUUUAUGGGUAGCAUCUGGGCUUGGACAUUUACAAGUGGUCAAGCUAUUAGUACAAAGUGGAGCAGAUGUCAAUCAUAAUACGAAGGCUCAGUCAUCGCCAUUGCGUGCCGCAUGCUACGCUGGACGCUUAGAUAUCGUUAAAUAUUUAAUAGAACAUGGCGCUGACAUUAAUUUGGGUAAUAAAUACAAUAACACUUGUAUAAUGAUAGCUGCUUAUAAGGGUCAUGAACAUGUGGUUUACACUCUGCUAAAAAACGGGGCUAAUCCAAAUGAUCAAGCUUUAUGCGGAGCUACCGCUUUACAUUACGCUGCAGAAUGCGGUCAUUUAGAAGUUUGUCGCCUGCUUCUUGAUCAUGGAGCACGCUUGUUGGCUAAUGAACAUGGCCUGACCCCCGUCCUAAGUGCGGCUGAACGCACUCACGAACAAUUGGUGGAUUUUUUCAUAGAACGUCCAGAUCUAAUGAAGAAAGAUGAGAUUAUAAAUGCUUUAGAAUUGCUGGGAGCUUCAUUUGCCAAUGACAAAGACAACUAUAGUAUUGAGAAAGCGUUUCAGCAUUUAAUGCGAGCCAUGGAAUUACGUUAUGCGGAACAAGAUCGUACAUUACGUAAACAAUGUACACCUCCUGUUACAGCAUACGACGAAUGGUUUGAAACGCAAAAUAUACAAGAACUGCAAGCUAUACGACUAAAUCAUCAUUCCAUCCAUAUGGAAGCUUUAACAAUACGUGAACGUAUAUUAGGUAGAAAUAAUCCCGAUUUACCACAACCUAUAGUUUAUAGAGGUGCAGUAAUGGCCGAUCAUGGACGUUUUGCGCAAUGCCAAAUCCUCUGGAAUUAUGCUAUGGAUUUACGUAUUAUGACAAAUGUCUCUGUGGAACGUGAUCUUUUACGUUUUGCUCAGUUGUUUUCGCAAAUAUUACGACUAGAAAAUGAAAAUUUAAACUUAGAUCAAGUAUUAUCGGUGCUAGUUAAAUGUCAACAGGAAAUCGAACGAAAUAAUGAAAAAAUUAAUAAUCCCGGACCGAAAGAUGUGCCACAAAUGAUAGCUGACCACAAUGAGCAAAACAUUACAACCGCUUUAUAUUUAAUAAAAAUUAUAACAAAAAUUCUACCAAAGCAAGUCCAAAUUAGCAAAAGUCAAGUUGACUUAUUGUAUUCGACCAUAAAAAAAUUCAUAAAAAGCGAUACUCGGAUGUCGGAUGGACAGACCUUAUUACAUUUAGCAGUCAAUGGAGUGACACCUGUAGAUCUUUUUUACACCAACGACGUGUGCAAAUUUCCCUGUCUUCGCACAGCCGUGCUGUUAGUGUAUUUAGGUGCUUCGGUUAUGGCCAUUGAUAAUGGGCAAAAUACUCCUUUGCACACCUUAGUCUCAAAGCUACCUCGUGAUAAUUCCAGCCUAGCACAAGCGGGAAAAUGUCUUAAGGUUUUAGUAGAAGCUGGUGCCCAUUUAGAUGCUGUUAAUGCUCAAGGCUUAACUCCUUCAAAACUGUGUAGAAAUGGUGUCUUAAGCCAUUUAAUACUAAACUAUCAGAAUUCAUUAACGUCACUUAAAUGCCUGGCCUCUCGAUGUGUGGUAGCGAAUGGUGUUCCUUACAAAGGCUUAGUGCCGAAAAUCCUCGAACCUUAUAUACAAAUACAUAGUUCGGAUAAAUUUAAAGUUUAGUUAAAUUCCGUUCUAUCGCUCUCUCUCUCUCU
Molecule: messenger RNA, 2219 nt
Organism: Glossina fuscipes
Lineage: Eukaryota; Metazoa; Arthropoda; Insecta; Diptera; Glossinidae
Gene: Fem-1
Product: protein fem-1 homolog B
Exons: 9
Coding region: 139-2187 (682 amino acids)
Molecular function (GO): protein binding
Source: RefSeq, a predicted model, not a curated record